This is a messenger RNA of Aureobasidium melanogenum CBS 110374, 459 nucleotides long. RefSeq lists its product as uncharacterized. The record is from RefSeq and is a predicted model, not a curated record. NCBI's taxonomy places the organism in Eukaryota, Fungi, Ascomycota, Dothideomycetes, Dothideales, Saccotheciaceae. Gene Ontology annotation, molecular function: nascent polypeptide-associated complex binding. The transcript is spliced from 2 exons. The annotation marks the transcript as partial. Gene Ontology annotation, cellular component: mitochondrial outer membrane.
CAACCAUCAAGGCGCGCACACGCUGUUCCCGAGAUCCAGCACACCGACGACGAAGUUCACCAGCUCAUCGACGUUGACAGCCCUCACAUUUCAUCUGUUCCCUCCGAUUUCCAAUCGCAAGAAGUCCAGACCGAGACCCAGGCUGAGCGUGAACGUCUUGAGGCUGAAGCUCGUGAGAAGGCCAAGGAGGCCGAGGAACUCAAGGAGAAGGCUAAGCAGAAGGCACAAAAGGCCGCUGAGAAGGCCAAGGCCAACAGCGAUAACCCUGUCAUCCUUGGUAACACCAUUGCUGUUGUCGCUCUUGGUGGUCUCCUUGGUUUCGGUGCCUACAGAAAGUACACUGCCGGCGAGCUCACCUGGAAGGUCGCAGGAGCUUGGGCAGGUAUCGUUGGUGUCUUCGCCCUUGGUGACUACUACGCCAGCAAAUUCCUCUUCAAGAAGUACCCUCCCAAGAACUAA